This is a messenger RNA of Penicillium digitatum Pd1, 813 nucleotides long. Its product is annotated as A4/G1 family peptidase. Gene Ontology annotation, biological process: proteolysis. Gene Ontology annotation, molecular function: glutamic-type endopeptidase activity. The record is from RefSeq and is a predicted model, not a curated record. Lineage: Eukaryota; Fungi; Ascomycota; Eurotiomycetes; Eurotiales; Aspergillaceae.
AUGAAGUUCUCUGCUACUAUCCUCAGCGCCGCGUUGCUCACAACGUCGGUCAUUGCAGCUCCUCUCACCGAGCAGCGCGCAGCUCGCAAAGCGGCCCGCGCUGCGAGCCGAGCUGGCCGUAUCAGCCGUCCGGCUUACAAGCCCGACAACAAGGAGCUUCUGAAGGCGAACGGAACAUCCCAGGAAGAGUUCAGCUCUAACUGGGCUGGUGCUGUGCUUAUUGGCUCCCAGUACACCUCGGUCACCGGCACAUUCACAGUUCCCAAGCCCGAACUUCCCUACGGUGCUUUUCCUUACGAGCAGUACUGCGCUUCUGCCUGGGUCGGUAUUGACGGUGAUACUUGCACCAGCGCCAUCCUCCAGACUGGAAUAGAUUUCUGCAUUCAGGGAGGCGAAGUUAGCUAUGAUUCUUGGUACGAGUGGUUCCCGGACUAUGCCUACGACUUCUCCGGCAUCGAAAUCUCCACCGGGGAUGUGGUUAAGCUCACUGUGACCGCUGUCUCCCGGAACUCAGGCUCUGCCGUCAUCGAAAACCUCUCUUCCGGUCGAUCUGUCACUCACAGGUUCUCCGGUGCUGAGGAUGGUGAACUCUGCGAGACAAACGCUGAGUGGAUUGUUGAGGACUUUGAGAGCGGUGGCGAGUUGGUUCCCUUCACCAACUUCGGAACUGUGACAUUCUCAAAUGCUGAGGCCCGCUCUGGCGGCGAGAUUGUUGGCCCAUCUGGCUCUGUUAUCUUGGAUAUCCAGCAGAACAACCAGGUUUUGACCCAGUCUUCUGCUACUGGCAACAGUGUUACUGUCAGCUAUGUCUAG